This is a messenger RNA of Macrosteles quadrilineatus (aster leafhopper), 3022 nucleotides long. Its product is annotated as carboxylic ester hydrolase-like. The coding region runs from base 92 to 1867 and encodes 591 amino acids. The record is from RefSeq and is a predicted model, not a curated record. Gene Ontology annotation, molecular function: hydrolase activity. Lineage: Eukaryota; Metazoa; Arthropoda; Insecta; Hemiptera; Cicadellidae. The transcript is spliced from 11 exons.
GUUACAUCAUUGUGAACCUUCAGUCACUAUACUUGAACUGAAGUGUUCUGAUGAUUGUUGUGGUUACCUAGUUAUUGUGACAAAGUGUAACAUGGCAUUUGGACGGAGGAUUACCUCUACGCUUUUCCUUAUUUUAUUUCUAGCUCAUGGAAUCCAAGCAGAUAAUGAAACUGAUGAAAACUUCCCUACCGUAGAAACUUCACUUGGUCCUGUACAAGGAUUUAAAUAUACAUCCUCUUGGACUAAGAAACCCAUAUACGCCUUCAGAGGUAUUCCUUAUGCAGCACCUCCAGUGGGAAACCUACGUUUUAAUUACCCUGUUCCUCCAGAGAGUUGGACAUCAGUAAGGAAUUGUUCGGAAGACCAACCAUCCUGCAUGCAGAACUCCAACUUCAUCAUUGGCUACAAGAACAUAACAUUUGAAAUGAGCGAGGACUGUUUAUACUUGAACGUUCAUUCACCAGUGUACCCCAAAAAAGAAGAGCUGUUACCAGUGAUGGUAUGGAUGCACGGUGGUGCGUUCAUCGAGGGAUCUGGAAGCUACUUCCGCUAUGGUCCUGACAUUUUGGUGGGAGAAGGUGUAAUUGUGGUUACACUCAAUUAUCGACUUGGAGCACUAGGUUUCCUGACUCUGGACACACCGGAUGUUCCCGGCAAUGCUGGGUUGAAGGAUCAGAUGUUUGCACUCCGGUGGGUUCAGAGAGAGAUCCGGAAGUUUGGAGGAAACCCUAACAAUGUAACAUUGUUUGGAGAAAGUGCAGGAUCUGCGUCCGUCCAUCUACACUACCUCUCCCCUCUCUCUAAGGGUCUGUUCCAUCGAGUGAUCGGAGAGAGUGGGACUGCUCUAGGAGACUGGGCUGUAACGGAGAAUGGCCAGGCCUAUGGGAAAGCAUUAGCUAAGAUGGUAAACUGCACUUACGAGGACUUAGUUGAUGUCUGUAGGUGUCUAUUGCUAGUGAAUGCUGAAGACAUUGUGUCGGCUCAACAGAAGGUGCCAUCUUUGCUAGUGAAUGGAAGGAAACAAAGUCUGGUGUUUAUUCCUAAUGUGGACAAGAACAGUCCAAAACCUUUUUUGCCAGAGAUUCCAACCAGACUCAUAGAGCUCAAGCAAGGGUCGUUUGUUCCUUUCAUCAUGGGCAUAAACAGCGACGAAGGAAUGAUGAUGCUGCGUAGCAAAGAACAAAUUAGAAACAUAACAAAUAAUCUUGACCAAGUGAUCCCAUAUAGUAUAGUGAAGAAAUGCAACAAAGAAAGGUUAAAACUUCUCACUGACAGACUGAAGAAUUUCUACUUUAAAGAGCCACCUUCAGAGAACAAUCUUAGAGGAUAUGUAGACAUGUAUACAGAUCAGAUGUUUGGGUACUCCACGGCUGUCAGUGCAAGAGUUUACAGAGAACGAGCUCCUGUGUAUUUGUAUUACUUUGCUUUCAAUGGAAAAUUCAAGGAAUUUUUUGUAAAAUUUCUGGAAAAUAUAUUCACUUUUUCAGGAGUUUCACAUGCUGAAGAAUUGAGUUAUUUAUUCGAAAGAGAGAAAGUAAAUCAAGAGGCAGAAGAAGAUUCAGAUGAAAUGAAAACUUGGAGGAGAAUGGCUAGAAUGUGGACAAACUUUGCUAAGUUUGGAACGCCAACAGUUGAAAAGGACCCUGUCUUGGAGGAUGUUGAAUGGAAACCAGUUGGAAAAGUGAUGACUAACUAUCUUCUCAUCAACAAUACUCUGCAGAUGGUGGAGCAAGAUUUCCUGGCAGCAAGAGUUGCUCUUUGGGACACCAUCACUCCUUCAAGCUCUUCACAUUUGUACCCGACGUGUGCACUUGUGCUAGUUGGAGUUGCCAUGUUUAUUUGGCUAAGCGACAGAUCGCAAAACUAACAGACAGUUAGCAUUGACUUUUGUAUUCUAGGGUAGACAUCCCAUCCGUAUGGGUCAGCUGUAGCCAAUUUUCCAUGAGGAUAGAACAUAGUUGAAUGAGUUGCUUACAGAGUGUGAGCUACUCUGUGUCAAAAUUAUAUUUUCUUUCUUAGCUUUUGAAGAUGUUAUAAUUUAUAAUGGUGUGAUUAAGGUCUUAAUCAAACCAAACUUAUGAACGAUAGCAUCUUUUACGUCACACCAUUACAAAUUAUAAAAUCUUCAAAAGCUAAGAGGGAUAAUAUCGGUAAUUUAAUAUUCAACAGAAAUCAGUAAUUUGGCAGCAGCACUCUGUUGUGUUGUUGCCUCAAUUCAACUAUGUUAAUGUCAAAUCAAAAACUUUCUGCAGCUAACAUGUGGAAGAGAUGUCUACAUCUCUAUAUAGUCAUAGUUUAUAGUGUAUAGCAUUAGAAUCAAAUUAGUUUGUAGGUUAAUUUGUGAAUCAUUAUAGUUGAUAGUACAGUACUGUACAGUAGAUCCUCUUAUACAUAUCUUUUUGGUAUAGAUUUUGUAUGAUAUGGUUGCUGGGUAGUCAAGUGGAUUUAGCGCUCUUCGAGUAAUCAGUAGGUUGCCAGUUCAAUCCUGAGAAACGUCAAUAGCUUUUAGAAAGUUUGAAAUCAAACCCAAGGGGUUGAAUCCUGUAUGUACAAUAAAUGAAUGGUCCUGGCCAAAAAGCAAGCUGAACUGAGUCAGUAACAAAGCUAUCAUAUUCUUCAUUCAAAACUCACCCUUCACCCAUCUUUGUAUUAAAACAAACUUUGUGUCAGUGUCAUAUAAAUCUAAUCUAAUCUUAGCUGGGUAGCUAUCAGUAGCUUUUAGAUGGUUUUAAACUAAACCCAGCUGUUGAUUGUUCUUAACAAAUUGAGUGCGGUAAAUAUAUCAGUGGGUCCUUCAAUAGGACCUGAAAUUUUUUCACAUAAAAUCUUAUUUUUUGUUGCCAAAAAUGAGGAUCCAGGUCGGAAAUAGUGUUUUGAGCAGUUUUCCCAAUAAAAAUUGCGUCCCAAAUUGCCGGCCACUGGUACAAUUAUAUAGCCCCUUCCUCCUUCCCAACCAUUGUUUAUUUCAAUAACAGUGAAUCAUGGAACUGCUGAUAAGAAUUUGGUAUUGGGGAGUACAUCU